AGGAGGCUGACGAGAGCGUUGUCUCAGACAUUUUGUAGACAUUUUGUAGACACUCUUGUGUUUUCAAGGAGCUCGUAGCCCAUACUCGCUGCACUAUGAAAACGUAUAGGGCUAGUAGACAAUAGUAUAGAGGCUUGCCUCUUGGCUAUGCGUCCGCGCACACGCCCCAGUUAUGCCAGGACGCCUGGUUUUGGUGGCCUUCGCUCUUGCUGAGAUGUUUUCGAUAAUGACAGUAUGAGCGUGAGGUGCUCUUGGCCGCGGCUGGAGUGCACUGCGAUGGUCGCUUGCCCAGCUCGUGUUUGGCAGCGGGCGAGAAGCGGAGGCGCAUUCCUUCUGUUUUGCGUUGCUCUACUUGCGGCAGGCGUUUGCGUGGGCGGGCAGGCACAGGCCUCGACAACCGGCACAGCGGGACCCCCGCCCCCGCUUCGUGUGCUCGCCACGCUCGCGUCCGCCCCACGCCCCCCCUCGCCCUCACCGCCCCCGCCCGCACCUGAGCCGCCACGGCAGACCGUGCUGCUAUCUCGCCUGGACGCCGUCACGCGUGAAUCCAUCUGCGCACUGCCUGGCAACGCCUCAGCGGGCUGCGUCGACACGCUGAGUUGGGUCAUCGACCUGGACCCGUUCCCGCUGACCGUGGGCGGUUCGGCCCCAGCUGUCGGCAGCUCCGGCGCCGGCUUGCGCUGCAUCGCUGGCGUGGAUCUGGGUCUGGGUUGCCGCUGGCCCAGCGUGAGCGCCUACCUGGUGUCGGGCGAGGCGGACACGUACACCUACAGGCCCCUGGAGCUGGCGGUGCGCGCGCCCGACAUCUCUCAGGCGUUCCAGCUGGGCUACACGGACCAGGCGGCGGCGCUGCUGCGGCAGCUGGAGGGCUUAUCGGUGCGCUGCACGGCGCCGGCGCCGCCAGCCGUGUACGCGGCCUUCCUGUUGGAGCCGCUCAUCAUGGCGCUGGCUGCGGCGGGCGUGGACACCGGCACCAACGUUACUGACAUCCUCGCAACUAUCGCCGCCGCAUCCGGGCGGCCGCCGUCGCCGCCCUUGCAGCGGUCGCCGCCGCCGCCGCCGCCCCUGAACGGCUCCGCCGGGGCGGUGCACAACAGCACCAUGCCGUCAUCGCCGCCGCCGCGGCCCGUGGCAUCGCCGUCACCUCCUCCGCCGCCGCCGGCGGGCUCGAGCCUAGCCGCAGCUACAACGGCGGGCGGAGGUGGCACAGCCGCCAACGUCAGCGCCCUAAACGCCACCGCCAGCCUCAACUUCACGUACGCGGGCAUUCGCAACGCCUCCGACCCAGCCUCCUACUUCUCCCGCCUCUAUACCGCGCCCACCACGCCGCCCUCGCGGCUGCGGCGGCUGUCCAUCAACGACUGCGGGCUGUCGGGCCAGAUGCCGGAUGACGCCACGUGGUUACAGCUGCCCUUCCUGGAGCGGCUGGACCUCAGCCGCAACCUGCUGUCCGGCACGCUGCCGCCCACCUUCGGGCCCACGCCGCCCAUGGCGCACGUGAACCUGUCGUACAACCGCAUCACUGGCCCGCUGCCAUCCACCCUGAACCGCUACGGCGGCUGCGGACGUGUGUUAGACCUGUCCUACAACGACCUGCGCGGCCGCAUACCUCGCGCCUGGCUGGACGGCGCUUGCUCGGCGUCGGGCAAGGAUGCCGGCAGCAUCACGCCGCGUACCGCCGCCACCGCCGCCGCCGCCGCCGCCCCCACCGCGGCCUCCUACCUCGGCACGCUCGACACCUCCAACCCGGCAGCGCAGUCACUUGCAGCUGCGGCGGCGGAGGCGGCCGCCGGCGGCAUCUUUGGCGCCGCCGCCCUGGCGGGCAGCGGCAACACAGUGGUGUCCGCGGCGAGCCUGGUGGAGGACCCCACGGCCGGCGCCGCGGCCGCCGCCACCAUCACGCUGAGCGGCUCGGGCGCCUUCUGGAUGAGCUACAGCCAUUCGUACGGCUUCGCCGGCGACGGCUGCCCGCCCGACGGCGUGUCGUGGGGCUCCGACCCCGACCUGCACGCGGCCGUGAUCACCACCUCACCCGCCUUCGCCGCGCUGGCGUCAGCCGCCACCGGCAGCAGCGCGGGCAGCAGCUACACGCGGCCGUACCCGUUCUCGAUGCUGCUGUACGGCAACCCGCGACUGCAGACGCCGGGUGACCGCGGCGUGACGUUCGCGGCGGCCUUCACGCGCUCGCUGCAGUUCGGCAUGCACGACAACGCCUGCACCGCCUUCCAGCCGCUGCCCGAACUGCUGUGGCUGUGGGGCAGCUUCGGUGCCGCGGGCGUGGCCGUGCUGUUUGCCGCCAUCUUCUACGCGGCCUGGCAGUGGAAGACCAACCGCUCCAAAGUCACGCCCUCUAAUGCAGCUGCUCAAAGUAGGCGGCCGUCCAUGGCGGCGGGCGCGGCGCCACCUCCAGCAACGGCGCCGGGAACUGCAGCCCCGCCCACACACGGCGGGCGGCUGGGCUCUAUGUCGGCCUCGGUGCCUACAGCGGCGGCCAGCCGCGUAGCGCUAUCGGUGGCGCCAUCGGGCCUCAGCCGUGCCGACGGCGCCGCGGUGGCGCCUUCCGGCCCGAGUGGCUGGACGGCGCCGACACCGGGGCAGGUGUCGGGCCCCAGCCGCACUGGCGGGUCCAUGUCGGCGGCGGCGGCAGCGGGGGCGAACCGGGUGGCUGUCUCGGGGCCGAGCCGCGUACUUGCAGGCGCCGUGGCGGAGUCCGUGACGCCCUCUGGGCCCAGCAGUCGUGCCGCCGCCGCUCUGGCAGUGGCGCCAUCCGGCCCGAGCCAGCGCCGCCAGCCGCCGCCGCAGCCUUUGCAGGCCGAGGGGUACGAAGAGGCGUAUGAGGGCACGGGUGGAGCUGGCGCGGAGGAUCAGGAUGAGGAGGAGCGGGAGGGUGGCGCGGAGGAGGAGAUCAGCGACGCGAGCGGCGCGCAGCAGAAUGGCAAUGAACAGCAGGUGUCGCACGCGGCCGGCUACGAGGCUUACCAGCCCCAGCCCGAGGCAGCAGCAGUCGCCAUGGGCGCCAGCGGCGGCAUGGCGCGCAUCAUCAUCGUGGCCCACGCGCGCGCCUACUCCCGCCGCGCUGUGGCCCGGCUGUCCAUUUACGGUCGCAACGCCUACGAUGUGACGGGCACCGUCACGCGCUGGGUGCUGCACGAGAUCCCGUGGGGGCCCAUGGCGCGUGCCGCCGCCGCCGUGGCGGCGCAUGCGGCGGCCGGGUCCAUGACGUACGUGCUGUCGCUCGAGUCGCGCCGCACGUACUGUAGCACGUUGGUGUCCUGCCUGCCGUGGCUCUGGGUGGUGCCGCCGGCGCUGGCGGUGCUGGCAGUUGGCGGCACGCUGUAUCUCAUGCGCGCCACUCGCGAGCUGGCAGCGACCAUGAGCAAGCAGGUGGGCCAGGCGGUGGCAGACCAGGUGGAGGGCUCGGCGCACGGCGGAGGCAGCGGCGGAGCUGCCGCUGAAGGCGCGGCUGGAGGCGGAGGGCUGAGCCGCGGGCGGAGCAAGGCGGCGACGGAGCUUGAGGCGGAGCUUGAGGCGGAGGAGGCGGAGGAGGCGGCAGCCGCGGCCGGUGGUGCUUCCCGGAGGGAGGUGCACCGCAGCAGCAGCGGCGGCAACAGCGGAGAGACCGGCAGCGGCAGCAGCGGCACCGAAGGCACUGUCAGCACCGACGGCGUCACGCCGUCCGUACCCGUGCUGGCGGCGACUGCUGCGGCGUCGACGUCGCUCGGCUCCCGCCGUCACCCGCCGCCGCGGCCGUCGCCGUCGGCAGGCGUCGGAGAAGCGCAGGAGCGCUGGGUCAGUGGCCAGCGACGGGGUCCCGGCACCGGCACCGGCAUGGCGCGCGAGGGCGACGGCGCUGCUAUAGGCGGCAGCGUCAUGCCGCGCUCGCCCACAUGUGUGUCCUCGCCCAGCAUCGCCGGCCCGGCGGGGCCGUCAUCGGCUCUCAGGUCGUCAGUGUCGCGCGCGCCCUCGCAGCGCCGCGUGACGCUGGGUGGGGUGAUGCCCACGCCCACUCCCAUCCGCAUCAACGGCAGUAACGACCCCAGCGGCGGAGACGUGCCGCCCAACCGCAGCGGCUCCAUGCAUGGCUUCUCUCUGGUCGCCAACACCAACAGCUUCGCGAACGGCCUUGGUAGCGCCAGCCCCAAGUCCAGCCCCAAGGCCUCCGGCACGGGCGCAUUCGGCACUCCCGGCCCACACGACCUUGCUGCCGAAGGCGGCGGCAGCCAGCCCGGCAGUCCGCGCUCGCCCGCUUCCGUCCGUGGCAGCGCAAUGCCCGGCAGCCCGCUGGGUGGCGGCGCCGGCGCCGGUGCGCCGCGCUCACCGCUAGGUCGUGGUCUGUCCGCCGUCGGUGGAGCCAGCGGCAACGCCGUGCGCGGCCGCAGCGCUCUGGCUGUGGGCUCAGCCCUGAAGCGGAACAGCGUGGACGAAGACGCCGUAGCGGUGGCAAUGGCGAACGGCGGUGGCGGCAGCAGCCGCACCGGCACAGGCACGGGCAUGUCGCCGGGCGGCGCGGCCGCGGGCGUGUCGCACCGUAUCAGCAGCCCUAUCUCUGGAGCGGGGGAAUGCAUGAGCCCGUCCGGCGCCCGGGGUCUGCGAGGCCCGGCCGGCAGCACCAGCAAGCGAGUGCUGAUGGCGUCGGCAGGCGGCGGUGGUCCGCGCGCGGUCGCGGAGGCGCUCGAGUCGUCGUCACCGCCACUCUCCGAUGACCAGACCGCCGCCGACCACAGCGGCAGUCCUAGAGAGACGGUGCUGGGACCGCAAACUCCAGCCCCGUCCAGGCCAAGCCCAAGCCAUGCCGAUAACACGGCUUCGGGACAGGGCGCGUUGACGCCAGCACAAACGUGCAGCGUCUCCGCACGGCGACUGGUGGUUCGCGCAGUGGGCGGCACAGCCUCACCAAGGCUCAUGCGCAGCCACAACCACAACCACAGUCACAGCCCCCACAGCAGCCCGCGCAACUGUCGAGUCUCGGCGCAGCUGUCGAUCGCGUCGACGGAAGACACGGCGCGCUACUGGGAGGACACGGACGGUGAUGGCGGCGACGUGGAUGGUGGUAGCCAGCUGGAUGGGGUGCUGCCGCAGGCGGCUGCGGAGCAGCCGGUGGCGGCAGAACAGCAUGCAUGGCGGCUGCAUGCUCAGAUUGGGGUGGAAGGCGACGCCGGAGACGGUAAAACCGCCGGCGCUGAGCAGGUGCAUCUCGAGCAGCAGCAGGAGGAGGCUGUUGGCUACUGGCAGACUCCAUACGCAUGCAGUGACGAUGGUGGGCGGGUGCCGCGGCGCUCGGUCACUGCCGCGGCCCAGGUGGCGAGCUGGGACGAGCAGGAGGACUGGUAUGGCGAAGCCGCGGCACUGGUCAUGCGCGCUGCGGCACACGAGGCGCUGGCGGCGCGGUGGUUGCCGCGGUCCUGGUGUGAGCUGCUGCCGCCGCCUCUGGCGCGCUCCCUCAGCUUCUGGCUGCCUGGAGGAGGCGGGCCGGCGCUGCCGCACCGGGAGCUGCUGUUGGCGGCGCCGGCCGGUGUGCCGGUAGCUGAGGGACACGAUGUCGGAGGCGCGGGCGGCGUCCGGUUUGCAAAGGGCACCGGCGGCAGCACUGCAGGCGGCGCGGAGGCGGAUGGUGGUGGCACUGACAGGAGCCCACAGCACCAGUCGCGGUCCAUGGGCGGCCGCCCGGCCGCGCUGACGGUGCCGCCAGGAAUGGAGGGCAGCAUUGAGUAUGCCCACGCGCGCCAUGUCCAGCUUGGCGCGGCUGCUGCUGCCGCGGCGCCGUACAAGCACUCACACGUGUAUGACCCCGCAGCCCUGUCGGCGGCGGGCGGCGGCGCGCAGCUCAGCCCCGGCAGCGCUGCAUCAGCCGCCGUGGCGCACGCUACGGCAGCGGCGGCAGCCCACGGGGGCAGGCGCUCCAUGUCUCGGCACCCCAGCCGCGGCGCCGCCAGUAAAGGCGCCAGUCCCCUUACCAGCCCGCCUUCCAACGUGACGGCGCACCCAUGGGGCGUGAUGCCGGCACCGCCGAUGCCGGGCCAGCAGUGGCACAGCAUGCCUCCCGCGCAGCAGCAGUCGCCGGGCCUCAUGCACAUGGCCACUGCGUCAGUGCUGGCGCAGAUGGCCCAGGGGCGCGCUCCCUACGGCGGCCCCAUCAGCCCCGGCUCGCACGCCGCCGCCAACGGCCCCAACAGCGCCCAGGCGCUGAGCGGCAGCGCCAGCCAGCACUGGCAGCCGCAGCUGCCAUCUCCGCAGCCAGGGGGCGCGCGGUCGACAGCACGGUCGCACAGUCGCCUGGCUCAGAACGCGGCGGCGGCAGCGCUAAGCGCCAGCACUGCCGCUAGCAUGGCGGCGUCUGUGGCUGCCGGCGGCGUCAGCCGCCGGUCCUUGGCGGCUGCGGCCGCCGCAAACGCCGCGGAGCCUCCGUGCGCGCACGCACACGGGCACCUGCUCGUGCCGGAGCGGCGCGUUGCAAGCAUGCCAUCGCAGCGCCACUCGCCGAAUGGCGGCCCGGCGUCGGCCAUGGAGCCCGAGUCCUCCAGCAUGGGGUUCCUUCUGGCGGGGGUGCCCGGCACAGGCACCGACGGCGACGGGGGCGGCGGCGGCGGCGGCGGUGGCGGCGGCCUGCCCGGAGCCAUCGGCAGCACCCACAACUCCCCGGACCCAUACUCGCGGGUGGCGAGUCGGCAGCGCAGCAGCAGGUGGCUGGAGCACCAGCUGACGGCGACCAGCCAACGGAGCAUGGUGACGCAGCGGCCGUCCAUGGCGGCGGCCGCCGCCGUUGCAGCCGCCAACGCGCAGAGCGCCGCCAGCAUGACGGCGGCGGCGAUGGCAGCGUCGGGGCCCUCGGCGGCGGCGGCGAUGGCGGCGCAGCGGUCGCGGCUGCCCGGCUACGGCGCGGAAGGCUCCGCCCCCGCCGACUCUGCUGCCGCUGGCGCAGGUGCACCAGCGGACUUGCCCGCUGCCGGGGGCGCGCCUGGGGUUCAGAUGGGCGGGGCGACGCGGGUGCGGCGGCUGCGCCCGGCGGCGCUGCUGGUGGUGCACGAGUACCUGCGCGACAGCACCCUGGGGCGGCCGGGCUCGGGUGCGGCUGCGCGGCUGCGUGCCAUCGCACUUAGCGUUCUGGGUGUGCUGGGCUGGGCUGUGUUUGGCACGCCGCUGGCGCUCGCGCUGGCGGCGCCCACGGCGCUGGUCAUCCUCGUGGACGCAACGCUGCACGUGCUGGCUGCCUCCGGCCGUCUGAUCGCCGCUGGCGUCUCCCUGCUCUUCCGAGGCCCCGACCGCCGCUCGGCACUCGCGCGCCUCGGCUCCUACGGAAGCGGCGCGGCGUCUUCCGCAGCCGCCGCGCCCGUCGUGAGCAGCGUGGUGGUGGUGGGCGGCUACUCCGGCUGGGCGGCGUCGGUGCGGCUGGCGGCUGCCUUGUUCCUUGGGCUGCACACCCACGUGGCGGCGUGGGCGCUGUGCAUUCCGCUGGCGGUGUUCACGGGCGCGCUGUACGGGCUGGGCUACGAGUGGGGCGCGGGCGCGGUGCCGCUGCCGUGGGUGUUCCUGGCCGCCAACGCGGGCUGCCUGGCGGGCGCGCUGCUGCUGCUGGUGGAGCUGGCGUUCGACAUGCCUGCCUGGGAGCACGGCGUGUGCAGAUAUCCUUACGCGAUGGCGGUUCGUGCCGCGGCGGAGUCUCGGCGUGCGGCGGCGAAAGCAGCGGAGAAACGUGAGACACCUCAGGAGGUUCCCGCGUGACAGAGUCACAGCGGCGCUUGUACUUCAGGUUGGAAGAUUGCAAUGAUUUCUCAGUGAUUUUGUAGGUUGUCUGGCAUUUAUAGUGUGUGGCGGGCGGCGAUGUCGACUGUUGUCUUCAUAUUAUAUGUCAAGCCGAACAGGUGAUGUAGCUUGAAAUGUAGAUGUUCAAAGCAAUCAUGGCAUCUGGUCAUGCUCAUGUUAGCUCAAGCCUCGAAGUCGAGGCCAUCUGCUGUUCUUGACGUGAUGCAUACCUGCAGUCAAGCACACAGGUGAACACAGCUGUGUUGGUGCACUGUUCAACGCGCCUUUGGGGGCGGGGCACUUCAAGCCCACACCCUGCGCGAUUCAUUCUGCAUUGUAUACUCACCUGGCCCUCAUCAGGCAUUCAUCUAACAGCAGCAUGCCGGAACGGCAUGAGGGCACGAUUCUUGAGUGGCUGGCGUGGCGGGAAGCCAAAUCCUUGCAGUGACGGACAGCUAUGUGGCAUAGGUCGGGGUUGUGUGAGGCAGUCAGACGGACUAGCUGACGCCAGGCGGCGAAGCGAGGAAUAUGUCGUGACCACGACCGGCGAUGAUUUGACUCAUGCUGCUGGGUCAGCUGCGGACUGAUCAGUUCUUGGAGCGCGUGUUUCCGAGCUUUGACGGGAACUGGGGCUUGGAGCAGCGUGUUUGAUCACGCGCAAUCGCUUGUGGCCAGUUGUGGCCUCCGUGACUCACGUGGCGUAGUCGCGUAGAACCCCAAUAUAAUGAUUUCAGGGCCGCGCCGUGCCGGACCAACUGCUGCUACUGACUGCCUGGUCCAACUGCGACUUGGGGUCAACACGCGCGCGCGCUGCCGUGUGUGCGUAAGGAGCCCCAGCCCCCAGGGAAAGCAUGCUGCAAUGCCAGACGACGAGUGUCAGAACAGUCCUGGCACACUGCGCAUACACGUCAAACUGAAGUGAGCUUUAUUGACAUGCCGGCCGCCAGGCGUGGGACGACUCUUCGGAGUGCGGAGGGUGGAGUGUUCCGGACUUCGGUGUCGGUCGGCAAGACCAGGCCAGUAGGAGUGGCAUCACCAGGACAGGCGUGUUUGGGCUCGAUGACAGAACACGCAUACCCUGCCAGCCCCGCACGUGAGCACAUCUAUGCACGCUCGUACAGUGAAGGUUACCGUAUUCGCCUGGUGCUGUACAUAUGCCCAUGCCGUGUUGGCUGAAUACGUUACGUUCACUGUGCGCGCGUGCAAGGAUGUGCAGGGGGUCCAAGACCAUGCCGAGG
Molecule: messenger RNA, 8978 nt
Organism: Chlamydomonas reinhardtii
Lineage: Eukaryota; Viridiplantae; Chlorophyta; Chlorophyceae; Chlamydomonadales; Chlamydomonadaceae
Exons: 7
Coding region: 277-7719 (2480 amino acids)
Molecular function (GO): protein binding
Source: RefSeq, a predicted model, not a curated record